Molecule: messenger RNA, 784 nt
Organism: Racocetra persica
Lineage: Eukaryota; Fungi; Glomeromycota; Glomeromycetes; Diversisporales; Gigasporaceae
Source: the annotation of a GenBank genome assembly
AUGACGUAUCCGAUUCCAUCUUCGGAUCGUCGUCAAUUUCUUAAAGAUUUUCUCGAAGAUGUCGUUCGAACCUUAAACAAUCCGAAUUUUGAAACUGUUCGGUACAUAUUCCCAAAUGCAAGUUUCGACCAAAUGGUUGAAUUAUAUAGGCAAAAAGAUUUAUUGGCUCGAGAUUUUUAUGUAGCUGAAAAUGAUUUAAGAAUUUGUCGUGAAAUUUUAAGCUUUGAUAAUAUUCAACAUUUUUCUAAAACGUUAAAGAUCGCGACCGAUCUUCAAGUUGUUUGUGAUUCUUUGAAACGUUGGAAGUGUACAAAAAAGUUUGUCAUGGAAUAUACUAUGAAUUUUUCUCAUGCUUUAAUGGGUUAUUGGGCAAGACAUUAUCAAUUGAUGAAUCCGGAUGUUGAUAAUUGGGAUUGGGUUGAUAAUGCUGAAUCGGAUUCCAACAAGUUACCACCACUCCCUUCAAUCUUUGGAGGGAUCGUACCAGAACCUCCGGAAUAUAAACCAUUAGCAAAUGAUCCAUCCAGCAUAGUCUUGCCUUAUUAUACACCAAAACGUACAUUACAAGAUACAAAUAAUAAUCUUCUUCAUUUAAAGAAAUCCAUGGAACAAAAAUUAAAAGAUUGUAUAAAUAACAAAGAAGAAGAAAUUAUAAAUUGGUAUUCAAAAAGAUUGCGCGUUGUAGGAUUUUCACCAAAAACACCAGAUUCAAUUCAACAAUUACCAUUUACUUUUAGAGGAUUCAGUAGUGAUGAACCAGCAAUAGUGACGACAGAAGAUGAGG